Messenger RNA from Schistosoma mattheei, 697 nucleotides. Lineage: Eukaryota; Metazoa; Platyhelminthes; Trematoda; Strigeidida; Schistosomatidae. The record is from the annotation of a GenBank genome assembly.
CUUUGUUUUUGUUUCGUUAUAUAACAAACGAUUGCUUAACGUUUAUAGGUUGUGGAAUUAUGGCUGAUGCUGGCGAGUCAUCUCGUGUGAUUUUGAUCCCGAUUGAUGGCAGUGAUCAUUGUGAUCGAGCAUUUCGUUGGUACUUGGAAAAUAUGAAACGUGACACUGACUGCAUAACAUUUGUACACGUAAUAGAGCCAGUUUAUAACACUCCAGCCAUUGGAAUGACAAUGGAAUCUCCUCCAAUACCUGACAUGACACGAGUUAUGGAAGAAAGCAUUGAACAAGGCAAAAAGCUUGGUCAGAAAUAUAUGCACGAAGCUAAAAGUCACAAGCUCAAUGCUAAGGCGUUUUUACAUGUUGAUACCAAACCUGGUAGCUCUCUGGUAAAAGCAAUUUCAGACCAUAAGGCAAACGUUAUUCUGAUGGGCAAUCGUGGUCUUGGAGCUAUUCGUCGUACAUUCUUGGGGAGUGUUAGCGAUUAUGUUCUUCACCACGCUCAUAUUCCUGUAGUUAUCGUCCCACCUCAAGAGAAGCAGUAACUUUUUCUUCAAUUAUAAUAUCCAUUCUCCAUUUAAGAGUUAGAAAUUAUUACUUUGUGUAAGUUACUGUUAAAUCAUUUUGAUACAAAAUCUAUCUUAUUUAAUCAUCCAAUAUUUGUUUUUGUCCUGUUCUCAGAAUAUAAUCAUAUUUAUGU